Selaginella moellendorffii is the source of this 1583-nucleotide messenger RNA. Its product is annotated as carbamoyl-phosphate synthase small chain, chloroplastic. Gene Ontology annotation, cellular component: carbamoyl-phosphate synthase complex; cytoplasm. The coding region runs from base 55 to 1419 and encodes 454 amino acids. Gene Ontology annotation, biological process: L-arginine biosynthetic process; 'de novo' pyrimidine nucleobase biosynthetic process; L-glutamine metabolic process. Gene Ontology annotation, molecular function: carbamoyl-phosphate synthase (glutamine-hydrolyzing) activity. The transcript has 10 exons. Lineage: Eukaryota; Viridiplantae; Streptophyta; Lycopodiopsida; Selaginellales; Selaginellaceae. The record is from RefSeq and is a predicted model, not a curated record.
GAUAUUCUUGGCUAGAGGGUUUUUAUAGAACCCUAACGAGGGGGAGAUUUUGCGAUGGCGAUCCAGCAUGCAUUGUCCUCCCCUUGCUCGUCUGCUGUGUCUGGGAAGCGCGGAUCAAGCGCCGCAGCUGGCGAGCGUCAUGGAUUUCGUGGAUCGCAGCUCCGAUUUGGCUACCGGCAUCGGAAAUGCGGCCGAUCGCUGCAGGUUUUCUGUUGUCAGCCGGCGCCUGCAGCUGCGACGGAGAUGGAAGGUGUCGCUGGCGCGCUGUUUGAGCGGCCAUGGAAGACUAAAGACACAAGGCUUGUUCUUCAGGAUGGAUCAGUGUGGAAUGGCAAGUCUUUUGGAGCUUCUGGAACGCAAGUCGGAGAAGUUGUUUUCAAUACUGCCAUGACCGGGUAUCAGGAGAUUAUCACUGAUCCGAGUUAUGCUGGCCAGUUCGUGGUUAUGACUCAACCGCACAUUGGGAACACUGGCGUCAAUUUUGAGGACGAGGAAUCCAGUAAGUGCCAUCUUUGUGGUCUAAUUGUUCGAAGCUUAAGUGACCGCGUUUCAAACUGGAGGGCUACUCAGACACUGGCAGAAUAUUUACAAAAGAGGAACAUCAUGGGCAUAUCCUAUCUGGACACCCGAGCUAUCACCAGAAGAUUGAGAAAUGAUGGAAGUUUGAAUGGGGUCCUCAGCACUGAUGCAACAAAAACGGAUGAAGAGCUCUUACAUAUAGCUCAAAACUGGACCAUUGUUGGGAAGGAUUUGAUCUCAGGUGUAAGCUGUACACGGCCUUAUGAGUGGAAAGAUACUACACGCCACGAAUGGGAGUUUAGCAAGGACGCGGUUGCAGCUUGUGACAAGCUACAGGUUGUGGCUUAUGAUUUUGGUGUCAAGCAUAACAUAUUGCAGCGCUUGGCUUCUUAUGGCUGCAACAUCACGGUGGUGCCGUCAAACUGGCCGGUCUCGGAAGUGAUGAAGUUAAAACCAGAUGGCAUUCUUUUCAGCAAUGGACCCGGUGAUCCAUCUGCGGUACCAUAUGCCGUCGAAACGGUGAAGGAGCUGCUGGGACAGGUUCCAGUGUUUGGCAUUUGCAUGGGGCAUCAACUCCUGGGACAAGCACUGGGUGGAAAAACGUUCAAGAUGAAGUUUGGCCAUCACGGUGGUAACCAUCCUGUUCGCCAUCUUCCUACGGGACGUGUUGAGAUUAGCUCCCAGAAUCACAAUUACGCUGUGGAUAUUGCGACUUUGCCGGAGGGAGUGGAGGUCACUCACGUCAACUUGAACGACGGAACUUGUGCCGGGUUAACGUACCCGGCCAUGAAGGUGAUGGGCAUACAAUACCACCCGGAGUCGUCUCCAGGCCCGCAUGACGCUGAUCCAGCGUUUUUUGAGUUUGUUCAAAUGAUGAUACAAAACCGGCUGCUGCAAUGACAAGAUUUUGAUUGAAGGAAACCCGUGAUCGUUUCUUUCAGCCCGGAGUAAAUAAUACCAUGGUUUUUGGGGGGUCAUGGACCGAAAUUGUGAUUGCCCGUCUCACUCCGGAAGGAACCAUUUGGAAAUAAAUGGCUAAGGUUUUGUGUGACCGUUGGAUUGGA